CAAUCUAAUCUUACUCUUCUCGAACCAAAAGAAUUGCCUAAAAGGCAAAAUAAGAACGAAAAGAAGUGGAAUAAAAGACUUAUAGAGUCAGAACUCAGGCAAGGAGCUAUAGAAAACUCGGUCUCUAAAAGACAAAAAGAGGAAUUCAUGAAGUUCAGAACAAGGUAUCUUUCAAAGACCAAAAAGAAGCCCAUAAAUCCUCUAUUCUCUUCAUUCAGCCCAAUGCUGAGCAAGUCCCAAAUCUUACACCAAAAACAUAAAAUUCGGAAUCUGAUGAGCAAGACUAAAAAUUUUAAGGCAAAUCAAGGAGCAAUCAAAGUCGUUGGAGAAUUUGAAAAAUACCUCAAAGAUAUCGAAAUGACUCGUGAUGAGAAGGAGAGGCACCAAGCAAUUGGGAAUAUGUUUUGUCAACUUGCGACCACAGGGAAGAAGACUGAUAACUUUACUAAGAUAUCUAAUGAAAUCAAUCUUGCUUAUAAAUUACCUGAAAAACCACCUAAAAAAACCCAAGAGAAUAAGAAAGAAGAAGCUUUACCCAAGACUGACAAAGAGCUGAUGGAUGAGUUUAUCAUGGAAUUGAUUCAACAAAAAGGACUAGAAGUUAUUAUUAAUCGCAAACCUAAUACAAAUGAAGAAGAGAAAGAUACAAAACAUGGGAAGGAUACUUUAGUGGUUUCUAAGCCUUUAAAUCUACAUCUUAACAACUCGCAAUCUUUUAGCAACAUAAAAUCAUUGAAAAAUAGCUCGGAAUCAUCAUUUGCAGUGCGCCAUCCAAUCCAUCUUCGGAACAUCAAAUCAGACAAUAACAUAGUGUUAAAUCUGAAGAGCUUGAAUAGGCCUGAUGGACAGAUAACAUUUACUGAAAAUGCAGAUAUAUUUAAGCAGAAAAAAUCUAAAAGAGGGCUUAAGGAUAACUCUAAAAGAAAACCUCUCAAGAAGAACAUCAAACCGAAGAAAGCUGUUAAAGCUAGGUACUUAUCACAUUUCUUGAUGAAUUCCCAAGAGUUUUUCCCUUCACCCGACCAGAUCGAGGGCAAACUCAGCCAUGAGUUUUACCAGCUUGCAAGAGAUGAAGAAGAUAUUAAGCAGCUGAGAAAAGAGACUAAAGAGCUCUGUGAGAAACAUCGCCUCCACCAGCCCUAACCCAACCGACCACCAAGAAAUCACACAAAUCCUGAAAAACUGAGGAGAAGACCAGUCAUCUUAGGAGUGACUGCAGACAUAAUCGAGAAACUUAAGAAUGAUAACUUCAAGCUGUCAGUGUUUUGAUGUAAUAAUACCAAGUUGAAAAUAUGGAAGCCAAGCAAGUUUAUGAUAUCACGCAAAGCUAAUGUAGUAGAAACCUAUGACCAAUUACUAGACAAACAAUAAAAAUUUCAAUGUU
Messenger RNA from Moneuplotes crassus, 1384 nucleotides. The record is from the annotation of a GenBank genome assembly. Lineage: Eukaryota; Ciliophora; Spirotrichea; Euplotida; Euplotidae.